AUGAAUAUUACAGGGAAUAAUGUUAAUAUCAUCGCAGCGGUGGUUUCAAAGGUAAAUUUGGUGGAGAAAAAUGUUGAAUGGGUCGUAGACACCGGUGCUUCAAGACAUUUAUAUGCAAGGUAUGAGUUUUUCACCAAGUUCGAGGAUGAAGAUGAAGGUGAACGUGUGUACAUGGGGAACUCUAGCAGCUCUGAAGUGAUAGGAAAAGGCAAGAAUGGUGAUUAUAUUGAGAAAGGUUUUCUAAAUGGGGGUUUAUUUGUCAUUGAAAUUCAGCUUAAUGAGAAUAAAGCUACCACAUCUUCUUACAACGUUAAACCUCUUGAUAUGUGUCGUUGUUUUAUAUCUUCUUCUUCUGGUGAAGAAGAAUCUGCUGCUGCUGUUGUUCUUCCCAAGGUAGGAGAUAAACGACCAUACUGUGAAAAUGAUGAUAUGAAGCCGUCUUCCCCAGGGAAAAAGAAUUUAAGCAGCGGCAACAACGAGGUUUCUGUAAAAUCGAAUACUGUAAGAGCAGAAGCCGAGCACUCCAUGGCAUCUUCUUCCAGUCGAAAGGAGCAGGAUGAUGAACUUGAAUCAGCCAAGGCUGAGAUGGGAGAGGUGAAAGAAGAAAACAAAAGGCUAAAGAUGUACCUAAAUCGGAUAACGAAGGAUUACCAGAAGCUACAAAUGCAAUUCUACGACAUCGUUGGACAAGAUUCAAAGAGAUCUCAAGCACCACCAAACGAUGAACACCAAGUAGUACAACAGAUCGAAGAAGAAGAAGAAAAAGAAAAAGAAAAAGAAAAACAAGAAUCCGAGCUUGUUUCCCUUACACUCGGAAGAUUUUCCAGUGACUCGAAAAGGGAAGAUAAGGGCAAAGCAUCUGGCAGCAGCAGCCAUCGAAAAGAGGAGGAGAUCAGAGGCAGUGAAGGUUUAUCUCUUGCUUUGGAUUACAAAUUCGAAGCUUCUAAGUCCGAGGUAGACGAUGAACCGUUGCCGAAUCCGAGCCCCGUGAACAGUUCUCAAGAACACAAGGAAGAAGAAACAUGGCCGCCGAGAAAAGUUGUCAAGACAACCGAAAGUGGAGGAGACGAUGAAGUCUUGCAGCAAAACCCUGCCAAGAAAGCUAGGGUUUGCGUCAGAACCAGAUGUGAUACUCCCACGAUGAAUGAUGGAUGUCAAUGGAGGAAAUAUGGACAGAAGAUUGCUAAAGGAAAUCCUUGUCCUAGAGCGUAUUAUCGUUGCACAGUUGCGCCUUCUUGCCCCGUGAGAAAACAGGUUCAAAGAUGUGCCGAAGACAUGUCCAUCUUAAUCACAACAUACGAAGGAACUCACAAUCAUCCACUUCCAAUGUCGGCCACCGCAAUGGCUUCCACCACUUGUGCGGCGGCUUCCAUGCUAUUGACCGGUUCGACAUCCUCGGCCGGCUCCAGUGUUCCAUCAUCGAUUUCCUCCCACCCUGCUCUUCAUGGACUCAACGUUUACCUGUCCGAUAACUCGAAAUCGAAGUUCUACUUGCCCAACACUUCACUACCGUCGGCCUCUUCCCACCCUACCAUCACUCUCGACCUUACUUCAACACCAUCAUCGUCGUCAUCGUCGUUUCCUUUCAAUAGAUUCUCUUCGGCUUACCCCACGGCAUCGAGAUACAACACUUCAACGAGUCUCAAUUUCGGUUCAUCGGAAUCCAACACCGUGUCAUGGGGAAAUGGGCUCUUCACCUAUGGCGGAAGUACUCAACAACAGCCCUACAUGAAAUCCCAUAUCGGAGCUCUCAACAUUAACGGAAGAGCACCGCCGUCGACUGUGGAGAAUAACAUUUAUCAAUCUUUCAUGCAAAAGAAUCAUCAAGGUCAUCCUCAACCGCCAUUACCAGAUACUAUCGCUGCAGCAACCAAAGCGAUCACGACAGACCCGAACUUCCAAUCUGCAUUGGCAGCGGCUCUCACGUCGAUCAUCGGCGCCGGAAAUAAUGGUGGAAGCGGUGGUGGUGCGGCGGAGAGUUUGGCACAAAAGUUGAAAUGGGGAGAGCAAUCAUUUGCAGUGAAUGGAAAUGGAUGUGGGUCGAGCUUCUUCAACAAAUCGACUUCCAGUGGUUCGCAGCCUGGGAGUUCAAUAUUUCUACAACCUAAUGCUUUGCCAUUUUCAACUCCCAAGAGUGCUUCAACUUCUCCAAGUGAUACUGGAAAUCACAGCAAUUGAUUUUUUUUUUUAUUUAAAUGUUGAUUUGUAUUUAAGG
This is a messenger RNA of Hibiscus syriacus, 2215 nucleotides long. RefSeq names its product WRKY transcription factor 72B-like. Gene Ontology annotation, biological process: regulation of DNA-templated transcription. The transcript has 10 exons. Gene Ontology annotation, molecular function: DNA-binding transcription factor activity; sequence-specific DNA binding. Bases 1 to 2178 code for a protein of 725 amino acids. NCBI's taxonomy places the organism in Eukaryota, Viridiplantae, Streptophyta, Magnoliopsida, Malvales, Malvaceae. The record is from RefSeq and is a predicted model, not a curated record.